UUCAUCUUCAUCUCUUUUUCCUCAUCAAUUGCUCACUUUUUUUUUCUUCCUCGAAUCUAUUUCACUUUGAAAACUAUUCUUGUUUCAUCAACAUGAUCAUCGUGUUUGAUAUUAAUCUAGGCCAAUACAAUCAUUUGUUUGUCCAUCACUUAUCAUCAUCAUCUGUUUAUCAUCAUCAUCAUCAUAAGUUUUAAUCAUUAUCUUCAUCAUCUUUUCCUUUUCCUGAAUUGAUGACAUCCAUGUUAUCCAAGUUGAAAUCCUCCCCGGAAACCGGCAAUUAUACCAACAACAACAAUAGUAAUAACAAUAAGCCAAUUGUAAGAUUAACAAUUAACUUUUAAUCCAAUCGUCAAAAUAUCAGAUCAAAUUUUUUUCCUUCUCUAUAUUGAUUAAUAGUAUUAAAGUGAUUGAAUGUGUUGGUUAUCAUUUAUACCGUUAUCAUCAUCCCAUUCAUCCUCAUCUUCAUCACCAUCAACAACAACAACAUUAAUUAAGCUACAAAAUGUAAUCUCAUUAUUUGGUUUGGUCACUUUUAUAUCUCUAUCUUCAGGUUUAGCAUCCACAUUUGCAUCAUCUCAAAUUUCAUCAUCUUUUAUCAAUUUUAAAGAAUCUCCGCUCUUUUUAACGACAACCUUUGAUGAUGUUCUGGUAAACCCUGGAGGGAAUGUCCUCCUUUCAUGUUCAGCAUCCGGCUUACCUCUUCCUCGAGCAGGUUGGCUAUUUAAUGGUAAGCCGAUUGACCCAUUGGAAAGUGUCAGCUCCAAUGAUCCAGGAGCUGGUGGUAAAAGUGAAAGUGAAACUCUCGGUAAACCAUUGGUUCAAGUCCGCCGAUUUGCAUCGGAAGUAAGGACAACCGUUAAUCUGACCUCCGUUAAUUUAACCUCUUCUGGCCUUUAUACAUGUAUAUUUGAAAAUGAUCUUACAAGGGUCAGCCAUUCAGGUCGUCUUAAUGUCCAUGGUAAUCCAAUUGUCCACGAUUCAAUGGUUCUAGGCCAAGAAGGGUCAAAUAUAACUCUUGAAUGCCGAUACGGAGGUUAUCCUAUUCAUUCAAUUUCCUGGGAAAAAGGUAAUCAACAACUUCCAGCUGAUCAUCGUCACCAUUUAAUUGAUAAAAUUAAAGGUUACUUGUUGAUACGAAAUCUAAUUCCAGAGGAUUCCGGUUCAUAUAAAUGUAAUGUAAUCGGUAAUAAUAAUUCAACAGCAUUUGGUUACGUUUAUCUUAAUGUUGGAGCAUCACCAACAAUUGAUGAGGUUUUUUUACCAGAAUCAAGGUUAGUCCUUGAAGGAACCAAAGUAAACAUUAUCUGUUUUAUCAACAAAGGUGAUUCUGAGAUCUAUUUUAAUUGGUACAAAGAUGAUCAAAGAAUUGCAGAAAAAAGUGAUCUCUCAUCAUCAUCUUCUUCAUCUUCAUCUUCAUUAUCAAGUGAUAACUUCCUGAUCGAAAGGUCCAACCAUUCAUCAUCGAUAUUGUUCAAAUCAGUUCAUAUCUCUGAUCGAGGCGAUUACACUUGCCAAGCAAGUAACAAGUACGGAUCAGAUUCAAGGAAAACUAGAUUAAUUGUUCAGUCUAAACCCAAAUGGCGCAUUGAACCAGCAACAAAUAUCAAUGGGACUUUGGGUAAAAAAUUGAUAAUCAAUUGUGAUGCUGAUGGUUAUCCAAGGCCCAAUAUAACUUGGCUAAUUAAAUCAGGUCCAUUGGGACGAUUUGUUGGACCUCGAGAUGGACGAUUAAGACAAUUUGAAAAUGGUUCACUUCUGAUUGAAAGGAUAAGUGAUGAGGAUGAAACUCAAUUCAUGUGUUCAGCUAUUAAUGGAAUCGGCGAUGGAAUCAAUAAAAUAAUCAAUUUUAAAGUUAAUCGUCCACCAAAGAUAACGGCUGAAACAAGUUCGAUUGAGAUUAAGAAAGGAGGUGAAGUGACCAUUAGAUGUGUCGGUUAUGGUGAUCUACCAAUAACCAUGGAGUGGACUCGAUCAACUGAAAAGAUUAACAAUCAACUAAAUAACAGUAAAUAUUCAAUCAAUACAACUCAAAUGUCCGAUGUCGACGGAAUCAUAUCAAUACUAACGGUCACUUUAAUAUCUCGGGAAGAUGAAGAUGUCUAUUCAUGUGUUGGACAUAAUGAUUAUGGUUAUGCCUCAGUAUCAAUCAGAUUAACUGUAAUUGAGAAACCUGAUAAACCAAUUAACCUGGAAGCUUUUAACAUCUCCAGUAGAUACAUUGGUUUACAUUGGAAGUUACCUUUUGAUGGUAAUUCAAUAAUUAAACACUGUCACAUAAUUUAUGAGUCAACAAUUAAUUCACCUGAAAGUGUUAAUCACAAUUCUAGUGAAAACUUUAAUUCUAAAUUAACUGUUGACGGACCAAUUUUAUCAACACUCAUCUCGAAUCUACUUCCAUUGGUAACAUAUACUUUUCGUGUCUAUUGUGAAAAUGGUGUCGGUCAAAGUGAUAAAAGUGAUCCAAUUAAUGUCACUACUCGUCAAGAAGCUCCUGAAGGUCCACCACAGUCAAUUAAAGUUCAAGCGACUGGUUCGCAGUCAUUGAAAGUGACCUGGUCGCCAGUUCCUCCGGAACACCAACAUGGUCCGAUUUUGGCUUAUUAUAUCGGCUACAAGACGGAAUCCGCUACUGACCGGUACCAGUUUAAACAUUAUACCGUCAAUAUGGACGAGGAACGUAAUUUACCAACAUUUACCACUUAUUUGACCAAUUUAAGGCCUUUGACCCGUUACUGGGUCGUGGUUCAAGCUUACAAUCAGGCCGGAUCUGGGCCUUUAUCUGAUCCGGUGGUUGGUGUUACCCUGGAAACCUCACCGCCGAUAUCUCCGUUGAUUAAUAUUAUUGGUACGACCAAUGAUUCCAUAGAAUUGGCCUGGGAACGGGAUGUUAAAGAUAAAUCAAUCAUUCGAGAAUAUAAUCUCUACUAUAAAGAGGAAAACAAGCAAACUCUUCAUCAUAUCAAAUUAGAACCCGAAUUACGAAGUUAUAUUCUUAAAGAUCUUUCCUGUGGAACCAAAUAUUCACUCUACAUGACGGCAACGAAUAGUCUUGGAACUGGAGAGGCAAGUCCAAAAAUUUACUCACGAACUAAAGGUGCAGCUCCAGUUUCACCAACUCGUAUGUCAUCCGUUAUUUGGGCUAAUCGAACUGAAGUUAUUCUUAACCUUGGCCAGUGGAAUAACGGAGGUUGUCCAAUACAUUAUUUCGAGAUUAAAAAGCGUCCAAAACACACUAACAUAUGGACUCCUGUCCACGAGAAAUUAGCACUUAAAGGAUCAAAAAAGGAAAUUGUUCUCCAUCAUUUCGUCCCUGGAAUGACCUAUGUUGUCCUAGUGACCGCUAAAAACGAUGCUGGAGUGACCCAAGCCGAAUACUUGGUCACAAUGCCGAAUGUUGAUUCAUCAUUAUCAUCAUCAUCUUCUCGUAGCUCAUUUUCGUUGGCUAAAACUCGAAACAACGAACUAAGUUCCAACUACGAGGAAGUGCCUUUAUACCGAAAUAUGGCCUUUAUCUUACCGAUCAGUUUAUCUCUUGCAACCAUAAUUUUCCUCCUUCUAAUUGCUUUCUAUUGUAUUAAUCGUCAACCCCAACCGAUUUACAAUCAUUACUCAGAAGAUGAUGGAAAACCAAGUAAUUCUUUAUCAUUAUCUGAUUUAUCGAAUCAAAAAUCUGGCCCUAGAAUUAAUUUACCAACCAAGUGUAUGAAUAUCGAUCCGAUCACCAUGAAAACGGGCUCGAUUGGCUCAGGAUUGGCCACUUAUUCAACUGGAAAUCAUUUACUAUCCGAUCGAGGGUAUUCAGCAUCAACACCGAUCAAUACUCACCAUCAGUACUCAGAACCUUAUUCAACCGCAAGUGGACUUGAUACCUGUUCACCUCCAGGCUCAAAAGAUCACCAUUUCGCCACAAUCAAACGCGGUGCCUCAGGUCCAAGGCCAUCACCUUAUAUUGCCUCUUGAUUAUCACCGACGAAGCAAAAGUUUUCAAUAAGCCCAAUUGUUGAUCAACUGAUCACAAACUACGAUUUGUAUAUUAUUACUAUUCAACUAAUUGUCCAAUAAUUGUAAUAGUGUCCACUAGUCAUCACAUUUCCCACCAAGAAAAUAUCAAACAAUCAAGAAGCAAAUCAAAUUGUAAUUGUAAUUGUAAUUUAUAUUUUUGGCUACAAACAUAAUCAACUCAAAUUGUUGAUAAUGGAAACUUUCAUUUAAUCAAUAAAUUAACCAAUUGAUGAUGAAAAAAAAAAGUUUCUAACCAAUAAUCUUGCUAAAUUAUUAUCAACUUCAACUACAAUUAAAUCAACAAUUAAGUUGGUAUUUCAGUUUUCAUUACAAACUUUUAAAUGUCAAUUAAUUGAGAGAAAAUUGUUAAUUGUUUCCAAACAAU
Molecule: messenger RNA, 4387 nt
Organism: Panonychus citri (citrus red mite)
Lineage: Eukaryota; Metazoa; Arthropoda; Arachnida; Trombidiformes; Tetranychidae
Product: cell adhesion molecule DSCAM-like
Biological process (GO): axon guidance; cell adhesion
Cellular component (GO): plasma membrane
Molecular function (GO): protein binding
Source: RefSeq, a predicted model, not a curated record